AUGUUUCGUGUUAUCGAUAGGCGGCCAACCAGCACGUGCAUUUGUUGUCGUUUUGAAUUGUUUUGCAUUUUGACCCGACCUUUUUCCCAUAAAAUGAGUGAAGCCGUCGUCGAGACACAGCCCCCAAAGAUGACGAAAAAGGACAAGAAGCCGGCGAAGCCCGAGGCAGCUAUUCCACGUGGCCAACCCAAGUCCAACCGGCCCUGGAAGACGCCAAAACAGAAGUUUAGCAAGAUAAAGAAAACGGUCAACCGGCUGUCGUUCGAGAAAAAGACCGCUUUGCGCGAUGAGUUGCGCUACAUCAAGGAGAAGUCGAAGGAGAUCAAGGUGCAGCGCAAGGAGGCGGCCGUGCAGAAGCACCAGCGUCGCGUUGAAAAUGCCGAACGCCGUCUGGCGAACGAGCGACGUUCGGAGGUUGUCCAGGUAAUCAAGAAUCCCGCUAAGCUCAAGCGCAUGAAGAAGAAACAGAUGCGCAUGAUUGAAAAGCGCGACAUCAGUCAGGUGAAGGUGGUCUGAACCGAUCCCCUCUAUUUUUUUGACCUAAAUAAAUCUAGUUUUAACUCAAACA
Drosophila serrata is the source of this 568-nucleotide messenger RNA. RefSeq names its product coiled-coil domain-containing protein 86. NCBI's taxonomy places the organism in Eukaryota, Metazoa, Arthropoda, Insecta, Diptera, Drosophilidae. The record is from RefSeq and is a predicted model, not a curated record. Gene Ontology annotation, cellular component: nucleolus.